Molecule: messenger RNA, 1839 nt
Organism: Nerophis lumbriciformis (worm pipefish)
Lineage: Eukaryota; Metazoa; Chordata; Actinopteri; Syngnathiformes; Syngnathidae
Gene: sufu
Product: suppressor of fused homolog (Drosophila)
Cellular component (GO): nucleus; cytoplasm
Molecular function (GO): transcription factor binding
Source: RefSeq, a predicted model, not a curated record
GUGGCUGCUUUCGGAGAGGAUGCGCAACAGGCUGGGCCCCAUCUGGGCGAAGCACAACGACUGAAUUUAGGCGACUUUUCCCCACCGUAGAUAGACUGCUAACGUGAACCAUUUAUGGUUUAUUUUAAUGUCAUUUCUACUAAGAAGGGUAGUUAGAUGAGAAUAGCUGCGCCCACGUUGUGUUUUAAGAGUACAUUCAGUUCGAGGCCGGGGCAUGGAUGUGGUACGGCCUACCAGCGGUGCCCAAGCGCAGGGGCUAGUGUCGCUGUUUCCCCCCGGACUGCAGGCUAUCUACGGGGAAUGUCGGCGACUAUAUCCCGAGCAGGCGAACCCCCUUCAAGUAACAGCCAUUGUAAAAUACUGGUUAGGAGGUCCAGACCCGUUAGACUACAUCAGCAUGUAUCGAAAUAUGGGCUGUCCAUCUCAGGACAUCCAGGAGCAUUGGCAUUAUGUAAGCUUCGGCCUAAGUGACCUGUAUGGAGACAACAGAGUCCAUGAAUUCAUAGGGUUAGACAAACCCAGCGGCUUUGGCUUUGAGCUCACCUUUAGACUCAAAAGAGAGACGGGAGAGACGGCACCACCAACCUGGCCCGCUGAGCUCAUGCAAGGCUUGGCGCGCUAUGUUUUCCAGUCUGAGAACACGUUUUGUAGCGGUGACCAUAUAUCAUGGCACAAUCCCCUCGACAACAGCGAAUCUCGUAUCCAGCACAUGCUGCUCACAGAGGACCCUCAAAUGCAACCUAUUCAAACUCCUUUUGGCACAGUCAGCUUCCUCCAGAUUGUAGGGGUUUGUGCAGAGGAGCUACAGGCGGCCCAGCAGUGGAACGGCCAAGGCAUCUUGGAACUUAUGCGAGGCGUUCGAGUUGCUGGAGGUCCCUGGCUGAUCACAGACAUGAGGAGGGGGGAGACCAUCUUUGACAUUGAUCCUCACCUACAACAGGAGAGAGUGGACCACGGCAUCGAGACAGAGGGCUCCAACCUGAGCGGGGUCAGCGCCAAAUGCGUGUGGGACGAUUUAAGUCGGCCGCCCGACGACGAGGAGGACAGUCGAUCCAUCUGCAUAGGGUCGCAGCCGCGAAGGCUCUCUGACAAAGACACAGAACAGAUCAGGGAGACCUUAAGGAAAGGCCUGGAGUUCAACACUAAGGCAGCACUACCCCCCAUCAACAGCCAGAGACACGACAGACCUCAAAGUCGAAAAGACAGUUUAGACAGUGAGAGCUCAACAGCCAUCGUUCCUCACGAGUUGGUUCGAACGCGACAGUUGGAAAGUGUCCAUCUGAAGUUUAACCAAGAGUCGGGCACAUUGCUUCCUCUCUGCUUAAGGGGUCGCUUGCUCCACGGAAGACAUUUUACGUUCAAAAGUAUCCAUGGAGACACGGCCAUUACAUUUGUGUCUACUGGGGUGGAGGGAGCUUUUGCUACUGAGGAGCAUCCCUACGCGGCCCAUGGCCCCUGGCUCCAGAUAUUGUUGACAGAAGAGUUUGUGGAUCAGAUGCUUGGAGACAUUCAUGACCUUAACACUUGUGAGGAUACCAAAUUACCAAAGGAGUACAGUUGGCCAGAGAAGAAGCUGAAGAUCUCAGUCUUACCAGACUCUGUGUUCGAUAGCCCUCUGCAUUGAAGAAGAGUAAUCACUACUAGCAACAACUCCAAACCUGCACAUAAACACUCUCUAUAGAACACUGACUUUGAGUUGACCUCCCGCUGACAAGUGAACUCCCAAAAUGACUGAUAAUCUGUGCGGAGCCUGCAUAUCCACAUGGUUGACCAUUUUCAUAAGUGCCUGCAGCCAGGCUGCGCCAAGUCUCAGAUCCAAAUUAAAAACAUUUCACAAUG